Messenger RNA from Aspergillus alliaceus, 2082 nucleotides. Its product is annotated as putative DNA repair protein (Rad57). Gene Ontology annotation, biological process: DNA strand invasion; mitotic recombination; DNA repair. The record is from RefSeq and is a predicted model, not a curated record. The transcript has 5 exons. Gene Ontology annotation, molecular function: ATP binding; ATP-dependent DNA damage sensor activity; ATP hydrolysis activity. NCBI's taxonomy places the organism in Eukaryota, Fungi, Ascomycota, Eurotiomycetes, Eurotiales, Aspergillaceae. The coding region runs from base 1 to 2082 and encodes 693 amino acids.
AUGGUUCGAAAGCUACACGAACGCGAAAACUUACACCUUGAGUGGGAAGUUAAGCAGAUGGACGUGAGGUCUGAAGCGCGUGCCGUAUUUCUUAGCACCAACUCCCACGGCAAAGAGGCCGUGAUUAAAGUUGGAAGACUGAAACUCAAAACAGCACUAGCUGGCUUCCUGGGGGAAUAUGUUGCCAGGGACGAAUCCGCCAGUUUAUUCGGUCAAGAUACCCAGCCCGAGAUGGAUCGACUACUAAAGGCAUUCAAAGAGGCAUAUCUCGAGUGCAUGGCAUGCGGCAGACAGCAUGUAAACGAAGGGGCUCGGAAUACUAUUUGGGACACCAAAGAAGGGGAGAGUCGGCGCAACCGCACAUCCGCAUCUUCCACUUUGAAUGACGCGCCGGAAGCUCUCAAUAUCGACUCGCCCUCCACGCAUAUGGAUCUUUUAUCAGUCCUCCCGGACUUCCCCACCAAACCGUAUGCCCAUAUUCUCCCGCCCUUGGAGAGAAGCAAGAUAACCACUGUCGACCUCAUAACCCUCGAUACCCUCGAGAUCGCGAAACGCGCCCACGUGCCUCCCGCCGAUGUUCGUCGCCUAUGCGCAAGUCUCAUCAAGGCGCUCCACCAUGACAUCGGGUUCGAGAAUAUUGAGCAGCCGGCGUCUGCCGACCCGAGCUCCAGUAUCAACGACGACCUGCCCAUCACCCUGGGGCCUACGACGAAGCUAGACGUGACGCAAUGGAGUCCAAUCAGCACUCUCGACAUCGCAUUAGAUGAGCUCUUGGGCGGCGGGAUCCCAACUCGCUAUGUGACGGAGGUGACCGGCGAGAGCGGGAGCGGUAAGACGCAAUUCCUUCUUACGCUGUUGUUGGCCGUCCAGCUUCCGUCGCCUCGGGGCCUAGGCAAGAAUGCCAUCUAUAUCUCUACAGAAGCGCCCUUGUCGACGCCGCGGCUUUCUCAACUCAAGACUUCCCACCCGUACCUGUCGACUUUACCGCGCGAUGAUGCCCCAUCACUGGAAAACAUCCUAUCCAUCAACGCCAUGGACCUCGAGUCCCAAGAGCAUAUCCUCAACUACCAACUCCCCGUCGCGAUCCAACGCCACAACAUCGGCCUCGUCGUCAUCGACUCCAUAACCUCCAACUACAGAGCCGAGCACACCGCGCACAACAUACUAGGCCUAUCAACUCGCUCAGGCGAACUCACCAAACUAGGCCAAAUGCUCCGGAACCUUGCCAUGCAAGAAGACAUCGCAAUCAUAGUCGCAAACCAAGUCUCCGACCGCUUCGACGCCAUGGAGAACCCUUCCACAUUCCCCAGAGGUGCUAUCCCAGGAACCGGAUCCCCAUCGACUCAGUCGCAACAACCCCGCGACGGGGGCACCGCGUCCCCCAUACCAAGAGUUCGGCCCACCGAGUCCGGCAACAUCGAACUACCCCAGCACAACGCCCUGCUCCCGUCUUCCCCCUCCCCCUUCCCCUCCUCGCCCUACACAACUGAAGAGGACCCGCACCAGCAGUUCGACGGCUCCUACAUCGUCGGAAAUCCCGUGCGCGGCGAGAUCCUCAGCCUCCUGCACCAGCAGCGCUUCUUCACCGGAUGGGGCGACACCCCGCAGUCCCAGUCCUUCCCUGUUUUCCAACGGCCAGCCCAGAAGACACCCGCCCUAGGCCUUGUCUGGUCAACCCAGAUAGCAUGCCGAAUAGCCCUAAAGAAAGAACGGCCAUCAGCCACGGAUCCUCUACUGGACAGUACCCCCGUCCCGCCAACAUCAACAUCAACACCAACCCCACAACCAGACACAGACGCUCCCCCAGAACCGGAUUCCCCCGAAACCGCCGCCCCAGAUCCAGAUCCUCCCCGAACAGAAUCCCCCGAAGCCAAAGAUGUUGAGCCCGUCCACGAAUCGAAAACUAGUGCUCCACAACCACAACCCCCGUCUCAAAUCCUCUCGCGGCCCGUCCGCCGCACCAUGAAACUAGUCUUUGCGCCCUGGACAGCCGGAGCAAUAGACUCGCAGAACCAGAACCAGAUCAAGGACGAAGUGAGGUUCACAAUCUGGAAAGGUGGAUUGAGGAGUUGUCAAGAGUAG